Trichoplusia ni (cabbage looper) is the source of this 6282-nucleotide messenger RNA. Its product is annotated as hemicentin-2-like. The transcript is spliced from 14 exons. Bases 2165 to 4489 code for a protein of 774 amino acids. The record is from RefSeq and is a predicted model, not a curated record. Lineage: Eukaryota; Metazoa; Arthropoda; Insecta; Lepidoptera; Noctuidae.
GGUUUUCUAAUACUCAUAAUAUAAUUUUUGCUUAGUUUUAGACUAAACAAUGUUGUGUGAAAACAAGAAAAAGACCUAGUUCGUUAAAAUAAAACAUUUUAACCGAACAAUUUGAUUGAGAUUGAAAGCUACAAAAAAGUACAAAACAAACCACUAUUCAGGAACGCCUUUUAAAAAUCUAUGAAACAAUAACGUCUUGUCAAAAAAUCUGAGACUUUCAUGAAAACAUUCCAGCCUUCACAAGAAACUUAAGAAAAUAAAAACUUCGCUCUCUGAGUAACGAAACGCGAAUAAAAUUUUUAACAUUAACAGAAUAUUUUGUGUAGCCGAGCUAAUAGCUUGCGGUCUCGCCUCCUGAAUUACAUUCUCGCAUUCAUUUUGAGAGCCAACUCUUAUAUGUAAGAUAUAUUAUGUAAGAACUCCUUUGAAACCUCCACGAGGUGGCUCACAUGUAAUAAACACCACGAUUUAUAAACCAACUCCAUUUCGUCGUCUAAAUAUUUCUAAAUCCAAUUCCUAAAAAUGUUAUUCGAAAAACUUUACAACGUUAGUUUAUUACUCGUAACGCACCUUUCUUAGCCUCAUAAAAAUACUUCGCACAUAACCUUUUAUCCUGACUGAAACCUUAUUUAUGCUUCAACCACUUUCCGGUAUGCAAAUAAGUCAAAUAAUAAAACCGACACGCCUGGGGACAGGUUUCGUCCGUCACAAACUCAUCUGGACCACAAAUCUAUUAAAAUAAUGGCCGUCUCAUUCAAUUCCAUAGCCUCAUCCUGUAAUGAGUCGGCUGAGCAGGCUGCAAGCACGCUUCACGCGCCGGACAGUCCGAGAGCGACGACGGAGGGAGCCGCACGCGUGUUGCGCAGCGCACCCGAACGCGUGUUUUACGAAAUACGAACGUCGCGGUCUGAAUUUAAAUACAACGCGAAAAUAUAUCCAGUGAGCCUUUCGUUGUGGAAACGUACAAUUAAAUUGGAGUGUGUGUGGAAUUACUAAAAUUAGUUUUUUUUUCCAGUUCUUGUUGAAUGAAUUGUGAAUCCAUUUUUUCUGUUUGAAUAAACUUUGUGAAUUAUUGGUGUGGUUCACCUUGGCCGGUGUCAAUUUGGCUACUAAAAAAUAUUUGUAAACUGGCAGACGCUGACACAGCGGCGGUUUCUUCGGCUGAAGUAAUAAGAUCCAUGCAAUGGUGGUGUCGCAGAGGUGAUGCGGUGGCAGUAGUGUGGUAGCGCGAGGCCGGCGCCUCCCUCGCCCAAUGAGAGCGCGGCGCGGUAGCAUGGAUGGGCCGUAGGAUGCGCCUCACAGCGGCGCCGCUAUACAUAUUCCUUCUCAUCUGUACCUGUGGCUAUGCCUUUAUACCCGGCGUCGAUGGUAAUUAUUCCCAAGAUAACACCCAAAUCAAAGUCCCGAACAAAUCCUCGUUUAAACCAACCCCCCAGAGCAAAGCCCGAAGUUUUACACCCCUAUCUGUUUGUUUUCCUUGCUUAUUUUUGCAUCCAAAAACCUUCGGCUCUCGCGUUUGAGCGAAAAAGAUAAAAAUUGCAAAAUACCGAAAUAUAAACCACCGAUUUGAACUGUACCGAAACAGAUUUAUUGGUUAAUAAUUCUUUCUAGUGUCAGCUGAAUACAGGAUUUUAAAUAGGCGUGACUGUUACACAGAUUGAUAGGACAGUCUGGGAUUUACGGCUGGUUGUGUAAAAUGACGCAAUCUAAAUCCGAUAUUAGCGCGUAAACGUGAACAGCUGAGGCAUUGAACAAGGGGGUUGAAUACAGCGCUAUCUGUGAUGUAAGUCGUAAAGAAAUAUUGCCAUAUCCUGCAGCUUGGUGCGAAGAUAAGGCUAAAGGAAACAUGGAAGAACAUUCAUGGGAAAUUCGGCAACCCUUAGGAAGCCAUUGUUACCCGAGUUUCGCGGAACCGUUCAUGUGUUUACAAGCUUAAUCGUACAUACAGAAACAAACACAGCUAAACGAAUGUUCGUGUUUGACUGGCUAGAAUAAAUAACAGUUUACGCAUGUGUUCUUGUGAUUUUGAUGUCUAUGUUGGGUAAAAAGUUUUGCAGAAUGUUGAACAAUGUAAAUUGUUCUUAUUGUGUGCUUUUGUGAUACGAAAACUAAAAGAUGGAUUAGAAAGACUUUUGUUAGGUUUUUCCCCCUAAUUUUGUUGUUGAUGUAUAGUCAAAGCUUGCAAUCUUGCUGCUUCGUAGCCCACCGAUGGACAAAGAUAUCUAAUGAGUAUAGUUUCUUUAACUCAGCUUUUAAUAUCGUAUUAUUUGUUUACUCAGGUCCCGUAUCGAACGUGGAGACGUUGGAAGGCGGCAACGUCACCCUGUUCUGUGACUCCACCCCUGACUCCGCCGAUGACGAGUUUAUGAUAUUAGUUUGGUACAAGAAUAAUAUGCCCAUUUACAGCUUCGAGAUCCCUAACAAGCAAUGGUCGGAGCCGUCGUUCAACACGAGCUCUCGUCUCCAGGCCGACAUCAGGUCCCAGCCGACCGCCGUCACGAUCUCCUCGCUCUCCGAGGAGGACCAGGCCAUGUACCACUGUCGCGUGGACUUCAGGCUCUCCCCCACCAGGAAUGUCGGCAUCAAUGUUACUGUUGUUGUACUUCCGAGUCCUCCAUUCUUCAUGGAUGAGAUGAGUAACAAGGUGACCGGCAGGGUGGGGCCCUAUCACGACGGAGACACCCUGGUUCUACGAUGUCUAGUUAUUGGAGGUCGUCCACCACCACGAAUAAGCUGGUACUCCGGCGACACCAUGGUGGACGCAUCAGAUGGAGACAGCGAGAUCCCAGCCGUGAGGGAGAACGAGCUGUACCUGCCUCUGACCAGGGACAACGCUGCGGCACUCUCCUGCAGAGCCCAGAACACAGAACUAGCGCCGCCUAUAGUAGCUGUGCUGGAAGUUGAACUUUAUUUACCAGCAUACAACGUGUCAAUCCACUGGGUUCGCGGCACGGUGGGGGACGCCCUCCGCGCCGGCAGCCCUGCGCUUGCGCACUGCACGGCGCGCGGCUCGUACCCGCAGCCGGAGCUAUCCUGGUGGCUUGAUAGAAAGCACCUCACUCAUCAUAGUAAUCAGAGCUGGUUCAACUCGUCGCUAACGGCGAUAUCAUUUUUGGAGUUAAAUCCCGCGGUGGGCGACAACGGUGCGACGCUCGCUUGCGUCGCGACGAACCCGGUAAUGGCGCCCAACAGGGGUUCCAACGCCGACGUCAUAACUUUGAAUGUUACAUAUAGUCCUAUGGUGGAUAUAAUGAAGCUUGGUGACGGGAAGCUGAACGACGUGGUGGAGCUGGACCCGCUCCAGCUGAAAUGUGAUAUCAAGGCCAACCCGCCGCUCGAAAGGAUCCGCUGGUAUUUUAACGAUAUUGAAAUUAAGGCUGGGGGCAUUUGGGGUGAUGAUAUCUCCUCAGAGAAACUCUUCGUAGAGGAAGCGACGCGUGCGCACGCCGGACGGUACUCCUGCGCGGCAGAAAACGCGAUGGGAGAAACUAGAUCCGACACCAUUGUUAUUACGGUAUUCUAUCCACCAGAAUGCACUGGCCACGGCAUCAGACUCGUCAAGGAGUCUUUACACUGCUACGUCAAAGCUCUACCUAUCCCGGACACAUUCUUUUGGCACCUACAGCCUUCUGGCUUCGAAGUCCAACACUUAACAACAGGAUCCCCAAUCUUACCUCUGGACCAGAUAACGGGCCCUUUGGGAGACACCUUAAGGGCCAGUUGUGAGGCCAAUAAUGACGUGGCCUCUCAGGAAGAGGCGUGUGACAGAACCUUCACGUUUGAACAUCUGAGGCCGCAGCAGCCCCAGCAAUGUGAUAUAGCUUAUGAAUUUGGAGAGUUCCAGAUGAGAUGUGUUCCAGUUGAAAACGCAACAUACUACGAAGUGUCAGUGUGGCGUAUGUCCGAGAGCAACGCUUCCCUAGUGUUAGAGCGACGCGCGAGCAUGGGGUUCGGUGGGGGGCGCGCGCUGGCGGCCGGGGGCGCGGGGGGCGCGGGCGCGGGGGCGCGGGGCCCUGCUCCCCGAGCCGCGCUGGGCCGCGUGCGCCGCGGGGACGAGGCGGGGGCGCGCGCCUGUAACCGCUACGGCUGCUCGCGGCCGCUGCUGCUGAGGCCGUCCGAUACGUUGCUGCGUGCUGCUGACCCGCCUUGGUGGCAUGUUUUCUUAGAAAAAGACGUGGGCAUAUCAAUAGGAGCCGUGAUCUUGGUGGCUGUGUUCAUAAUAUCGUCGGUGUUGUUGUUACGGCUCGCGAGGAGGCCGCGACGCAAGCCGCCUGUGAUACAGGUGCUACAGCUUGACGACGUCGCCAGGAACUACCUCGAUAAUAUUGCAGAGCACAAGGUCCGAGCCUCAUGCAGCCUCCGCUCGUGCAGCAGCGGCUACUCAGACGCGUCAGUGGAGUCGGCGGGGGCGCGCCGCAAGCCCUGGGAGCGCUGGGAGCCCCCGCCCCCUGACGUCACACUCACGCUGCACCGAGAGAGCGCCGUCUGACUGGAACCGGACGAGGAGACAGGAACACUCAGGAUAGAGGAAGAAAGCUUCGUCUGAGUGAACUGCCCUCGUGAACAUUCAAUCAUAAAGUAAGAGAAUCGAGCAUGUCUCGCUUGUGGACUUUGUAAUCCAGGGCAAAAAGCCUGGGAGCUAUAAAAAAAAUAAGUUUGAUUGCCAUUUGUUGUGACGUCAUCUUGUAAUUUUCAAUGAAUGAUAUUUCUGUAACGUUAGCACUCUGAGAAACUGUCAAAUGUAUAAAUGUUACGGUAGUUAUCGAAAAUGAAUACGCAUUUGUGUGAAGUUUUCUGUCGAGUUUAACGCUUGUAGAAAUAUCAUUUAUCGAGAGUUGGUUGACUUAAAUACGUGAAGAUAUAUGAUUUUGAGACGAGUAUUCACAUCUCGAAUUUAAAAUUUAACAAGAUUUAAUUAGUUAUUCGAAGUUUGGAAUGCCAACGUAACGUGACUUGCUGUAAAAAAAUAAUACGAAAAAAUCCUAAAAUGGAUUGUUACUGUUUAUAUCGACUGAUUGUGAAAACAUGUAUGAUACACAUACUAAAUUCAGUUUUAACUGAAAUUAUAUCUGAUUAUGCAAAGAAAAAUGGAUGUUAUUAGGAUUAAUCUGUUGUAAAAUAAACGGUAAUUGAAUGUCACUGCCGCGCUGUACAGAUAAAAAAUGUCGACUCAGAAGUAUGUUGAGAAAUCUGUUAUAAUGUAUUAAAAAUCUGAUCAUAUAUGUAAAGAAAUUACUAUGACAACUGAUGCUCUCUGUAAGUAUAAGCUUCGCAAAUCAUUGUUAAUACUUUACAAUAUUUUAUGGUUUAAAAAACCAAAAAUGUGUGCUUGAAAAAGAUCGCAUUAUAAAAUUGACUGAAAGUACGAUAAAUAUCUAUUAAAGAAAACCGACUUCAUGGACGAGUUACAUUUACGGGACAAGUUGCGCAUGUCACAUAAAUUUAUGGAAUUUAUUGGAAAUGACAUUUCUUUAAUCUGUUCCAGACAUUUUAAUCAUAUUUAGAAAUGUAACUACUCUACGUAGUCUGUAAAGAAACAGAUUAAAAAAAUAUAUUUACUUAUAAUACAUGCUAAAAGCAAAUAUAUUGUACCUGAUGGUUAUAAUGCGAUCAAGGCCUAAAUACUAUAUUUUCUCUGUUGAAAACUUGUAAACGUGCAAAGAGGAUGUACGUGCACGGAAAACAUUUUCUACUUUGCCAAUUUUGAAAACAUGUGAUGUAUAGAUUUUAUAUUAUAAAUACUGUUUUCAGCCUCUGAAAAAUGCCCUUCAAACAAAUCUUUGUCGUAUAUGAAGGAUCUUAAUCCAUGGCAUUCAAUCUAUGCUAGUUCCAAAAAAAGAUAGAGAUAAAAUUAUUUAACCGGAAUCUUCCGAAAAUACUCGGGACAGUAUUCUGUAUAACAUUAUCUCAAAGUUGCUGUGAUAUAUGAGUAUUGCCCAGGUUCCAUUAUCAAGGAUAGUCACUAUUACUUGCAGAAAACCCUAAUAGUAUCUUGUGAGAAAUGAAUUUCAUCUCUUACAUAGGAACUAGUAUAUUUCGAUUGUCAAAAGAGGCAUCAGUCUUCACUAAAACUAUCUUCUUUAAUAGUUACAUAGACAAAUGCAUUUAUUACUUUAUGUAUAACGCUACACCCAUCACAAGUAUACCCCAUACGUCUGUGCCAUGAACCCCAAAAAGGCUCCAACGAAUAAAAACAGGCUUUAAAUUAUAUGAUUGUUUAUUACUUAAAGCUUAUAAUUAGACAUGUAAUUAAGUAAAUCUAAUAAUAAAUAUUUAAAACUA